UCCAGUGAGUGUUAUUUACCAUCAUUAUCUCUCAUUCAAACCAAAAUGGAAGUUGACAAAAGUCCACCCUUUUAAACUGGAAAUCAGUUUAUAAUUUAUUACUUUAAAUUAACCGUAUGAACGUUCGGAAGCCAUUUAUAGCCAGUCCACAGCAGCAGAUAACAUUUUUUGUUAGUCAUUACAGUUUACAGUAUCAAGUUUACUAAGUUACAGAGCAAACUGCUUCCCCCAUGAGACUGAAUUUCAGUGUAAAAGAUCGUUUAAAUACUGACCGCGUUUCUCACAUUGUGCACAACUCGGUUCCUUUCUGUGUUUUUGGGUGUUCACCGGUAGUUCCACCUUGACACCGGUGUCCCCGCCCCAAUCGGUGUGGCCCCAGCUGUCUUUAUCAGCGGCCCUCCGGGCAGCAUGGCGCCUCUCUGCUCCAGGCCUCCGCCGACCACCGUGAUAAGUAGCUGCAGCGGCCCGGCACAGGAACUCUGUCUCCGGCUGUGACCAUGGCCAGGACUGGGUUCUGCGACUCCAAGCCUCUGCUGGACUUACACAAGAAGGUGGGCGUUAGCUCGGCGGAUGAGAGACGAGCCCCAUUAAGAGCCUGGGCGAAUGCCUGCGGGCCUGUAGAUCGCUGGCAGGCUGUGGAAGUAGAGGAGCCCAGGAUGGACCAGGUCAAAAUGGAACCAGAAUGCAGAUGGGAAAGGAGACUUACAACCAGUGAAAGCAUCAUCAUGGGGUUCCACGAAGACAGUGGGACAUGCUCAGCAGAUGGGUGUGUGGAAGAGCCUGUGCUGCUUUACCCUCAUGGGCUGCAGGGUCUUCACAGCUUACAGGCGCUAGUUCCCAGCUUGCUGCGACAUGAAGUGGAGAUGGCACUGGAGAAACUGGGGCUCACAUUGGACCGGACAUACGCCUGGGAAAUGUUCUUAGACAUGAUGAGAAGUCAAACUCGGAACUCUUUUCCCAACGCUGACCUCCCCCGGCAUUUCACUGAUGCCACUCGAGCUAUCCUGGUAGACUGGAUCAUUCAAGUUCAUGAGAUGAUGAAUUUCCAAGAAGAGACUCUCUACCUGGCCGUACACCUCCUCAACUGCUCCCUGCGACAGAUCAAAGUGACCACAGCCAACCUCCAGCUCAUCGGCAUGGUUUGCCUCUUCCUUGCAGCGAAGAAGGAAGAGACUCUCCUCCCUGAGGUGUCUGGACUCUGCUACUUGAUGGACCACACCUACACUAAGCAUCAGCUACUGCGGAUGGAGCGAAAAGUCCUCUGUGGGCUCAAGUUUGAUCUGUCCUACUGUCCUCCACUGCAUUUUCUCCUUCUCUUUGCCUCCAUCGCUCGUUGUAGCGCUAUGGUGGUGUGGAUGGCUCGUUAUCUGCUGGAGCUGUCUCUUCUGGAGGGCCAGUGUGUGGUGUUUGUGCCUGCACAGCUGGCUGGAGCUGCCCUCUGCUUGGCUCGCCAGGUCCUGCAGGAACCUCCGACACCAGAGGGGGAGGCUGCCUGGUGUCUGGCCUCCAGCAUCCAUGCCGGCAGUGAAACCAUUCUACUGAGGGUGAUGCAUGUUCUAGCUAGUGCUGCAGCCAAAGCCCACACUCGGGAGACCUGUGCUACUUUCAUUAAAUUCUCCUCCCCAGAGACCUUGCAUGUCAGUAGACAUCCGGGUCUGAAGAACGCCCCUGGUCUGUUGGGUGUAUGCACUUUACCAAGUUGACUUGAAAUUAACCUAAUUAUGUAUCUGUGUUUUGAGAUGCACACAUCCUCAAACAAGACCUUAACUCCUCUAAAAUCAAACUCUCUGGCCAAGGCAUUGUGUUCUUGGUUGUGGAUCCUGAGGCACUAUAGUGUAAAAGUUUGAGGAAGAAGUAUGAAAGAUUUGAUGCCAGGCAUGAAUGGCAUGCACUUUGCAUGCAUGUGAUUUAGCCAACACCUGUUUUAUGAUCUUAUCUUGCAGCCAGUUUAGAAAAUAUUUGAAUUAUGUCCUUGUUUUGUCAUUUGUCGAGAGGAUGUGGGCUGUCUAUCAAAUGAUUUGAGGAAGUUUUAAUGUAAAAAUAAAGUGUCUGCUGCAGAAUCUUGA
Messenger RNA from Amphiprion ocellaris (clown anemonefish), 2066 nucleotides. RefSeq names its product cyclin P (gene ccnp). Gene Ontology annotation, cellular component: centrosome; cytoplasm; cyclin-dependent protein kinase holoenzyme complex. Lineage: Eukaryota; Metazoa; Chordata; Actinopteri; Pomacentridae. Gene Ontology annotation, molecular function: cyclin-dependent protein serine/threonine kinase regulator activity. Gene Ontology annotation, biological process: mitotic cell cycle phase transition; regulation of cyclin-dependent protein serine/threonine kinase activity. The record is from RefSeq and is a predicted model, not a curated record. Bases 498 to 1703 code for a protein of 401 amino acids. The transcript is spliced from 9 exons.